CUGCCUGCUCUUCCGCCGGGUUGUCAGGGUUCGCUGGCCGCUGCGCUGAGGCGGGGUCUUGUGCCUCGUCGCCUGUUAGGGGGCGGCCGCCAGGAAACCGAAAACAUGAAGGUGAUGGUCCGGGCUGUACUGCUCGUGCUCUUGUCCACCCCUUUUCUGGCGGCCAUGGAGCCCAUCAGUAUGGGCAUCGCAGUCGGCGUGGCCACCGCUCUGACCGGCCUCUUAACCACCUUCCCCAAACUGUACUGCAAGUUCCAGGAGUGUUGUGAGGACGAGUGGGUGAAACUCAACCUGACAGGUUUGAAGAUGGACUUGGAUAACAAACUAUUUGGACAACAUAUUGCCAAGCAAGCUGUUUUGAAGGCUGUUAAUGGUUUCAUCACAAAUCCAAACCCUAAAAAACCUCUAGCUUUGUCUCUACAUGGCUGGACCGGGACAGGCAAAAACCUAAUUAGUAAAAUAAUAGCUGAGAACAUUUACACGAAUGGACUGCAGAGUGCAUAUGUUCAUCAGUUUAUCUCUACUUUGCACUUCCCUCACCCUGAAUAUCUCAGCCACUAUAAGGAGCAGCUGCAGAAAUGGAUCCGUGGUAAUGUGUCCACGUGUGACAGGUCCAUGUUCAUUUUUGAUGAAAUGGACAAGAUGCAAGCAGGCCUUAUUGAUGCCAUUAAGCCUUAUUUGGAGUACUAUGAUAACAUUGAUGGAGUGGUGUACCGGAAGGCGAUUUUCAUUUUUCUGAGCAAUGCCGGUGGAGAGAGGAUUACUGAGAUUGCACUGGACUUUUGGCACAGAGGAAGCAAAAGGGAGGAAAUUCAAUUGAAAGAUCUUGACAGUAAACUGUCUAUCGGAGUCUUCAAUAACAAAAACAGUGGAUUCUGGCACACCAGCCUCAUUGAUAGAAACGUGAUUGACUACUUUAUCCCAUUCCUUCCUCUGGAAUAUAAACAUGUCAAGUUGUGUGUCAAGGAUGAACUGGUAGCCAGGGGUUAUCAGGCGGAUGAGGAAAUUAUUACUGCUGUAGCUGAUGAAAUGACAUACUUCCCAGAAAAUGAAAAGAUCUAUUCAGACAAAGGCUGCAAAACCGUAGCCACCAAGGUGGAUUUUUACUUGUAGAAUGUGUGUUUUUUUAAUUGAAUAUAUUUUGCUUUUCGACACUGGACACUUUUUUAAUAAAAAAAAUAAAAUUAAUGGGG
Molecule: messenger RNA, 1193 nt
Organism: Amblyraja radiata (thorny skate)
Lineage: Eukaryota; Metazoa; Chordata; Chondrichthyes; Rajiformes; Rajidae
Product: torsin-1A-like
Exons: 5
Coding region: 106-1113 (335 amino acids)
Biological process (GO): nuclear membrane organization; protein localization to nucleus
Cellular component (GO): endoplasmic reticulum; endoplasmic reticulum lumen; nuclear envelope
Molecular function (GO): kinesin binding; ATP binding; ATP hydrolysis activity
Source: RefSeq, a predicted model, not a curated record